AUGCCGCGCUACAAGCGGACAAGAGACGAUGCCGAGCUCGAUCUGCCUGUUGAGGCGCAGGUCGCGCCCGAGGACUUGGAAACACUCACAAAGCUCCGGAAUAUGUGGGAGUUUGCUAGCUUGAUGCAAUACAUUUUCCUGUUUGGACAUGUUGUCAAGAUUGACGAUGACUUCGAUAUCGAGGACCUCGAAGCAGAGUGUUUGAAGCCCACACCCUCGGAACGCCUUGCGCAAAUCGGUCUUCAAUUCCUCAAAUAUGUCUCAUCGCAUCGCGGGCUCACACCAGAGAUAUUCGACGAGUACACACGACGACAGUAUGUUGCCAAGGCUCCACAGCGCAAUCCCUUCGGCGAAGAUGAGGACUCUAUCAAGUUCAACGACAUGAGCAUAUACACACGGAUACAAAUACUGCAGCAGCUCAGCGUUUGGACUUUUGGCAAUGUCGAUCGAAUGAGGGGCAUGAUGCCGGAGGACGAAGAUGACCUCAAUUGGCGCAUGGAACCGCUGGGCUGGGAUAAGGAUGAUCGAGCAUACUUUGUCUUGGACGACAACCGACUGUACCGCCGCUCUGAUGAACCAUUGCCACCUCCUUCGCCAGUGCAGAAGAAGAGCAAGCCGAAGCCGAAGCCGAAGAGCAAAGCGGCGAAGAAGGACGUUCGACCCCGCACGCGCGGUACCCGAUCGAGCAAACGUCAGAAGGUGGAAGAGAGUGAGGAGGAGGAGGAGCCCGAGGAGGAGCAAGAAAUGGAACACACCGCGGUGGACGACACUACAUGGGAAUUGAUUGCGAUCACACUUGAGGAGUACCAGGAAUUCUUGGCCACGAUUUUCCGCUCGCGCGAUCCGAACGAGAAGCGGCUUCGUGCCCGGAUUGAGGAAGACGUGCUCCCAAUCAUUGAGAAGCGGGCCGAGGCUGUCCGACAGAAGCAAUUGAAGAAGUUGCGAGAGUUGGAGAAUGAGCAGAAGAUGGCCACGGCCAAGCGGUCCAGUCGUUUAGCAGGCAAGGCUGAGCGAGAGGCGCAAGAGCGUGCAGAACGGGAAGCUGAAGAGAAGAAGAUUGCCGAUCUCAAGAUGGCGAGGGAAGAACAGGAGAGGCAGAAACGCAUUGAAGAGGGACACGAAUCGCGGAGACUCACACGUGAGCAGAGAUUGCGCGAGCGCGAGGCGAAACGCAUUCUUCACGAGGAGGAGCUGGCCAAAUUGGAGGAAGAUGCCGAGCGCGCAGGCUCACAAGGCCCAGACAGCGACUCAAUCGCCGAAUCGAAACGCAUCUCCGAACGCCAGCGUGUCACUCAAAAGGAGCAGCACAAGAAGGAAUUGGAAAAGCUCGCCGAGGAAGAAGGCAACUGGUUCUUUGACUGCUCUGUCUGCGGAGUGCAUGGCGAGAACCUGGAUGACGGGACACAUAGCGUGGCUUGCGACAGGUGCAACGUCUGGCAGCACAGCAAGUGCCAUGGCUUCGCAGCGAAGCAGGCUGAAAAGGAGGACUUCAGCUUCAUCUGCGCCACUUGCAGGCGGAAGGAGGAGGACGCGAAGAAGCCCAAGAUCCCACCGCUCAAGCUCACGAAUCGCGGCAGCGGC
Zymoseptoria tritici IPO323 is the source of this 1581-nucleotide messenger RNA. RefSeq lists its product as uncharacterized. The record is from RefSeq and is a predicted model, not a curated record. The annotation marks the transcript as partial. The transcript has 5 exons. Lineage: Eukaryota; Fungi; Ascomycota; Dothideomycetes; Mycosphaerellales; Mycosphaerellaceae. Gene Ontology annotation, cellular component: RSF complex. Gene Ontology annotation, biological process: regulation of DNA-templated transcription.